AUGAUAUACAAAAGCAUAGAUUUUGAAGCUUUAAAAAAAGAAGUAAAAAAUGAAGAAAAAAACAAAAGUGGAAUACAAUUUAAGUUAAUAAAUUCUUUUUAUAUGUAUAAUUAUAUUCAGUUGUUACCAGAUGAAGGAAUAAAUAAAAGUUUAUUUAUUAUUGAUAUAAGGUCUGAUGAAUUAUUUAAGGAAAAUCAUAUAAAGAAUUCUAUAAGUAUAAAAAAUGUAAGUAAGAUUAAUGAAAUAAAGAAUGAAAUAAAAUCAAAGAAAAAAGUAAAAAUUAUUUUUUAUGAUAAUGAAGAAAUAAAAGAUUUAAAUGAUUAUAAUUAUAUAUUGAGUAAUUAUUUUUUUAACGUUAAAGCGGAUUUCUAUUUUUUAAAAGGAGGUUAUAAAAAUUUUGAAAAAGAGUAUUUUUUUUUAUGCUUAAAUAAUGAAGAUGAAAAAGAGUUUUCACAAAAAUAUAUUCCUUACUUUAAUUAUCCAAUUAAAAUUUGUGAUAAUAUUUAUUUAGGAAAUUUUGUUCAUAUUAAUAAUCCAUUUGUAAAUAAAUUUUUAAAAAUAAAACAUAUAUAUGAUUUUACUUCCAGUGGUUUUGUGAUAAAAGAUGAUUAUGAAUUAAUUUAUUAUAGAUAUGAUGUAUUAAAAAAAAAGUUAGAAAAUAAAAAUCUUUUAAAAAAUGAAUCUAUAAAUUUUUACAAUUUCUUAGACACUCGUAUGAUAUAUGAUGUUAUAUACAGUAUGGUUAAUAAUGUAAAAGGUGAAUCAUCUAAUGAAGUUUUAAAUAAAGGUAAAAAUAAUAAUGAAAAUAGAGAAAAUGACAAUCAAAUUUUAAAUUUAAAACUAAAAAGUAAUGAAUUUGAUAUAAAUAAUGAAUGUGAGAGCAUAAAGAAAAAAAUGGAAAAAGAAAACAUAUUAAUAAUAUGCAAUCAGGGUAUUAAAAACCAAACAAAAGAGAAAAUAAACAGUAUAAGUUUAAUUAUUUGUAUGUGUUAUAUAAUUUUUACAAAAAAAUACAAUGUUAAUUUAAUAAUUGCAUAUAUUUUAAAAAUAUGCAAUAAUUUAAAUAUAAAUUCUCAAACACUUAGUUUUUUAGAAAAUUUUUAUGAAUCUUUAAUAAAAAGCAAUUUUAAUUUGGAGUAUUAUGUGUUAAAAAAUCAAUUGAAAAAUAAAAAGAUUAAUGGAGAAUCAAAUGUGAAUAAUGAAAAUGAAUCUUUAUUAAAUAUCAUUAAAAGUGAUAAUUUUAGAAGAUUAAUUAAAAAGUAUGAAAUAAAUAGAUCAUUUAUAAUUCUAGCAAAUACGAAGGAAUACAUUCUAUCUAUAAAUGAAAAAGAAAUAUUAGACGUUAAUAUAAUAAAGGAAAAAACUGCAAAAAAAGAAAACAUUUCUUAUAAGUAUAUAAUGCCAUCUAUAUUAUUUCAUAUAUGCAACUGUAAAAAAAUAGAUUUUGAAGAGAUUAACAACCUUUUAGAAAUAACUAUAAAUAUUAUAAAUGAUGAUCAAAUAGAAAAUUCAUUUAAAAUGCCUUACUUUUCCUUAAUAAUUAUAAAUUUAUGUAAAAUUAUAUUUUUUGAUAAAAUUGAUAUGAAUAGGAUAAAAGAAAAUGAUUUAGAAGAAAAAAAUAAAAAUAUGGAAUAUAAUUUAUUUUCCUUAAUAUAUAAUAAUAUCAUUAUUUGUAUUGAUUAUAUUGUAAAUAAUAAUCAAGAUAAUUCUAUUAGAGAAGAGUUUGAAAUAACUUUAAAAAUAAAAGAAGAAAAUUUAGAAAACAAAAAAAUUGAUAAAAAAAUAUAUAUGAUGUUUUUAUCUUUGAAGUAUCUUUUAGCAUCUUUUUUUUAUUUUUAUGUAUAUCCAACUAUAAUAAAUUUAAAAUUUUUUUACAUGGAUAAAAUAUCUUGUAUUUUACAAAAAAUUGAUAAGUUUGCAGAUUAUUAUUAUUCUAUAUUUAAAAUUAAUAUUAAUCUUUUUCAAAAUAAGAACUAUAUAGCACAAAUGUGUUCUUAUGAUUAUUUGCCUAUAUAUUUUUCAGAUAUAUUAAGACCAUUUAUAAUAAUUAAUAAUUAUUUAAAUUAA
This is a messenger RNA of Plasmodium gallinaceum, 2067 nucleotides long. Its product is annotated as mitogen-activated protein kinase phosphatase 1, putative. The coding region runs from base 1 to 2067 and encodes 688 amino acids. The record is from RefSeq and is a predicted model, not a curated record. NCBI's taxonomy places the organism in Eukaryota, Apicomplexa, Aconoidasida, Haemosporida, Plasmodiidae. The transcript has a single exon.